This is a messenger RNA of Eupeodes corollae, 1726 nucleotides long. RefSeq names its product UDP-glycosyltransferase UGT5-like. NCBI's taxonomy places the organism in Eukaryota, Metazoa, Arthropoda, Insecta, Diptera, Syrphidae. The record is from RefSeq and is a predicted model, not a curated record. The transcript has 4 exons. Gene Ontology annotation, molecular function: UDP-glycosyltransferase activity. The coding region runs from base 148 to 1698 and encodes 516 amino acids.
GCAAGUUAAAAGUUUUUCAAAUUUUUUUUUGAAGUCGAUUCGUAGUAAGAACAUACCGCUGACUCAAAAACGAUCCUAUACUUUUUUCGUAUCAGUUUCAUCAGUUUAAGUAGAUUUGCUGUGCUAUUAAGACCUUUCGUAUAAAUUAUGGAACUUUCCAUUAAAUUGACAUUCGGCUUGAUAUGUAUCGCUUGUGUUUUAAGUUCCUCGAAUUCAGCAAGAAUUCUCGGCCUCUUCCCAACACACUCUCGAAGUCAUCUGAUAAUUCAUAGUGCAAUAGCAGAAGCAUUAGCUGAACGUGGUCAUAAUGUCACCGUUGUAUCUACACACAAACCGUUAAAAAAGAAUCUUCCCUAUCGUUAUAUCUAUUUGGAAGUGCCGCCAAUAUCAGCGGAGAUUUUUUCAGAGGCUGUCAAUAAACAACCGUCGUUUUUUAGAGUCAUUACCAAUUUUAUAAGUGCACUUUCGGAGAUUUCGAACUCAAGUUUGCAUCAUCCCCAAAUGCAAAAGUUGAUGGACGAAGAAUCUUUUGACUUGGUUCUGCAUGGAUAUUUUCUAAAUGAUUUUAUGUUUGGAGUAGCAGCACAUUUUAAGUGUCCCAUUAUUCUGUCGUUUACAAUAAGGGCUUUUCCUAAUGUUAAUGAUUUUGUGGGAAAUCCUCAGGAAUUCGCAUAUGUACCAACUUUGGCGACUAGUGUGAAACAAUCAAAUGGAUUUUUGGAUAGAGUUUCGAAUUUUGUUCAUAAUGUUGUGUUGAGGGAGUUGGCUUAUCGGCCAUACUUAUGGUGGACCCAGGAGAUGUAUUACAGGGCCAACUUUCCAUCAGAUCGCUAUCCAUCGUUAGACACCAUGAUGAAGAAUGUGUCUCUUGUUUUUACAGCCAGUCAUUUCAGUCAAGGUCCAAUUCGUCCAAAUGUUCCGGCCUUAGUGGAAAUUGGUGGCAUUCAUAUCAAAGAAAAGCCUGAUCCUCUACCUGAGGACAUCAAAUCAAUCCUAGAUAACUCAACUCAAAAUGGCGCUAUUUACUUCAGCCUUGGGACAAAUAUCUAUAAAAGCCACCUGGACGAAACGAAACUCAAGGCCAUAUUCAAAGCUCUCUCGAAACUUCCCCAUACAGUUUUAUGCAAAUGGAGUGACCCAGAAUUGCCUCUCGAAUCUCCAAAUAUAAUUUACAAAAACUGGCUACCUCAAGAUGAUGUUUUGAAUCAUCCUAACGUUAAGCUUUUUGUCACACAUGGUGGUUUGGGUGGCAUUGCUGAGGCACAAUUUCAUGGCGUACCGAUGGUGGGGAUACCACUUUUGAAUGAUCAACAUAUGAAUAUGGAAAAUGUCAAAAAUGCUGGUUUUGGUCUAAGUCUUGACUAUGCAACUCUAUCGGAGAAGAUUGUGAACGAUGCAAUCGAAGAAGUUCUCACAAAUCAAACUUACAGGAAUAAUGUAAGACAAUUUGCUAGACUUUAUAGAGAUCGACCAAUGACUGCUAAACAAACUGCUGUCUAUUGGGUGGAGUAUGUACUGAGGCAUCGUGGAGCUCCUCAUAUGCAAAGUCCUGCAGUACACCUGAACCAUUUCCAGCUUUUGUCUCUGGAUGUUAUUGGAUUUUUAUUGGCGAUUGUUUUUGUUAUUUUUAAGGUCACAAAAAUGGCAUAUUUACUGCUUAAGAGAUUAUUGUGUAGAAAUAAAGUGAAGAAGGAAUAAAUCAAGGAAUUUAUACAAAGCGUACAAA